AUGGCCAACACCGGAUUUAGCAUUCCCGUGGUGAACGAUGCCAUGAUCCACCUUCCCACCGGGUUCCGGUUCCUCCCCACAGAGGAUGAGCUUGUCAUCAACUACCUCUACCCCCGUGCCCUUCAUGUGCCACUGCCUUGUGAGAUCAUCACCGACAUUAACAUCCUUCACCACAACCCCUGGGAUAUCGUCCCAGUGGUGGAGACAGAGAAAGGGAAGUACUUCUUCACACGGAAGGUGGUCAAGUACCCUAGUAGCCACCGCAGAAACCGUGUCGCUGGUGAUGGCUUCUGGAGGGCAGCAGGCUCAGAGGUGCCGAUCUAUUACAAACCUGAGGGAGCAAAUGAGGGCGUGUUGGUUGGGAUGAGGCGGACUCUAGUGUUCCACAAUGGAAAGCCACGGAAUGCGAAGCGCACGGAAUGGGCCAUGCGUGAGCUCCGCCUCGCCGGGGCUGCCAUGUUGCCUCGCGCUGUGAUGAGGCGCGGCACAGGGGAUGGUUCAGUGCCACCCCGUGUUUGUCCUGAAGAGACAGUAGCCCAGAAAAGCGAUGGUCUCUCUGCAACUGUUCCUGCCAAGUUUGCUUCUGCACCUCUAGUGAGAACCAUUGUAAAACCUGAUAGCUCAUGGCUGAUCUGUCGCAUCUACAAGAAGAGGCAGCGGACCCCACGUGUCAUUAUCCCUCCCGCCAUUGGUAAUAUAGGGGUAGAUGUCAUCCCUAAUGACAUUGCCAAUGCAAGGGAAGGCCAUGUUCGCUUCAUUGACUUCUUGGGGCAGCCACCUCACAUUGAUUCAUCUUCACCACAUAGCUGCACUGUUGACCCCUCCUUGUUGGAUGAAAGGACCGAUGAAUCUACUGGUUGUAGUGAGGAUAAGGAUAGCCAUGGCUUGAAUGAGGGCAACCAAUCGAUUGAUCAAGCUAGUAAACCAAGAGAAGAAUAAAGACAGCAUGUAGGGUGCUCUACUGCUUGGAAGAUAUACAUGCAUGAUAUAUAUGAGUUUUCAAGUUCAUAUAGAAGACUAUGUGUUUGUGUUUGUUUGAGUUGGAGUAGCCCAUGCUUCUCAAGCUGGAGUCUAUGUUGUUUUAUUAAAGUUGGAGUCUAUGUUCUGUUUAUUAGUUCCAUGAAAAUCAAAUAAAGCAUGCUUGGGUUCUACAAGGAACAUAUAGUCAUCCUAGAUGUAACAAGUUCUGGAGAGGUAGCUUUUUUUGGAAAUUGUUGCAUCUAGCUUUCUUCAAUAUAUUAAUGCAGUG
Oryza brachyantha (malo sina) is the source of this 1249-nucleotide messenger RNA. Its product is annotated as NAC transcription factor 32-like. Lineage: Eukaryota; Viridiplantae; Streptophyta; Magnoliopsida; Poales; Poaceae. Gene Ontology annotation, molecular function: DNA binding. The transcript has 3 exons. Gene Ontology annotation, biological process: regulation of DNA-templated transcription. The record is from RefSeq and is a predicted model, not a curated record. Bases 1 to 939 code for a protein of 312 amino acids.